Nasonia vitripennis (jewel wasp) is the source of this 1001-nucleotide messenger RNA. It is a transcript of the gene Spase22-23, whose product is annotated as signal peptidase complex subunit 3. The transcript has 6 exons. NCBI's taxonomy places the organism in Eukaryota, Metazoa, Arthropoda, Insecta, Hymenoptera, Pteromalidae. The record is from RefSeq and is a predicted model, not a curated record. Bases 419 to 958 code for a protein of 179 amino acids. Gene Ontology annotation, cellular component: membrane; signal peptidase complex. Gene Ontology annotation, biological process: protein targeting to ER.
UAGUCGUUAUGAGCCUAUAAGAAUAAACGUGACGAGUGACUUUCAAUCUCAGACUGGUAUGCAGCAGCAGGCAGCGACUGUUUUCCUUAUCAUGUUCGCCCUCUUGUAUUAGUCUCCAUACCUUCGUGGCCAACUCGAUUUAUCGCGUGGCAUAAGAUAACAAUGCAGAUAUUUAUAAAUUUUGAAUUAAUGAAUUAUUAUAUGAAUUAAAAAAUAAAUUGUUAUCAAUAUUAUAAUAAUUUAUAUUUUUAACUGAAUUAAAAAGGUAGAUUAAAUUAGUCCCCUACAUAAUGAAAGUUAAAAACUGAUGUUAUAAAAAGUAAAUGACUUGAUAAUUUUCUUGAUUUUCUUGAAUUAAAAAAAUAUAUAUAUAUUGAUCUUGAGUUCUAAUUUUAUUUAAGUGUGCUCGAUUUUCAAAAUGCACACCUUACUUACCCGUGGAAAUGCGAUCUUAGCAUACACAUUAAGUGUUUCAGCAUGUCUUACAUUUUGUUGCUUCUUAUCCACAGUUUUUAUUAAUUAUAAGACUGAUGUUUCUUUAAAUACUAUAAAAAUUGUUGUUAAAAAUGUUCCAGAUUAUAGCGCUUCUAGGGAAAAAAAUGACUUAGGAUUUUUGACAUUUGAUAUACAGACUGAUCUGACAUCAUUAUUCAACUGGAAUGUCAAGCAACUGUUUAUAUACCUCAUAGCGGAGUACGAAACAGCUGUUAAUAGUAUAAAUCAGAUAAUUUUAUGGGAUAAAAUAAUUUUACGUGGAGAUAAUGCUGUAUUGGACUUCAAGAAUAUGAACACAAAAUACUAUUUCUGGGACGAUGGAAAUGGAUUAAGAGGCAACAAGAACAUCUCAUUAUAUUUAGCAUGGAAUGUGGUUCCAAAUGCAGGAUUAUUGCCAUGUAUAAAUGCGAUUGGUCGUCAUAAUUUUGCAUUUCCUUCUGAAUAUACUACAUCACGAGUAUAAUUUUAACUUUUUUUGCAAAUAAAGUUUGAUUUUAAGAACAAUA